UCCCCGCAGAAGCUUUUCCGCCUGCCCGGGGGCCCGACGCUGACGUUCAAGGUGACGCAGUACUCGCUGAUCAAGGACGUGGUCUCGUCCCUCAAGCGGCACCGCAUGCACGAGCAGCAGUUCACCCAGCACCCGCUGCUGGUGCUCAGCAACUUCGGCCUCCACCAGAUCCACGUCAAGCUGAUGGCCAGCAUGUUCCAGAACAUGUUUCCCUCCAUCAACGUCCACAAGGUCAACCUCAACAGCAUCAAGAGGUGUUUGCUCGUCAGCUACGACGCCGAGACGCAGCUCCUCGAGUUCCGACACUACAGCGUGAAGGUGGUGCCCGUGGGCAUGAGCAAGGGCCUGAAGAAGCUGCUGCAGGAGAAAUUCCCCAACAUGAGCCGCCUGGAGGACAUCAGCGAGCUGCUGGUCAAAGACAUAAACCUGUCGGAGAGCGAGGCCGAGCAGGACGGGACCCACAACAUCCUGGAGCUGCCUCAAGCCUACGCCGGCCGGGGGAACAUGAAGGCGCAGCAGAGCGCCGUGCGCCUCACCGAGAUCGGGCCCCGCAUGACGCUGCAGCUCGUGAAGGUGGAGGAGGGCUUGGCGCAGGGCAACGUGCUCUACCACGGCUUCAUUCACAAAACGGAGGCGGAGGUGCAGGAGAUGCUGGCGAGGAAGGAGGCGAAGCUGCGGCUGAAGGCGGAGCGGCGGCAGCAGCAGGAGGCGGCCGUGGAGCGCAAGCGGCAGCAGCGGGAGGCUCACCGGGAGAAGAGCCUGGCGGGGAUCCGGAGGAAACGGCAGCUGGACGGCGACAGCGACGCCGAGGACCCCGGGGCGCCGGAGCAGCAGGAUGGGGCCCCGCAGUCGGACGAGAGCGACGCCGAGUAUUACCGGCAGGAGGUGGGCGAGGAGCCCGACCAAGAUCUCUUUCCCAACCGCACCAAGAGGCCUCGAGGCCCCUCGGGCUCCGCCGUGCCACGGAAACGCCGGCGGCGCAGCCAGCAGGAGCAGCCCGGAGCCCCAAAACCUCGCCCGGCGGCACCGGGGGGGAAGCCGCGAAAAAAGGGCCCGGCGAGGAUGGACUCGAAGCCCCAGGGAAAAGCCGGACGAGGAAACAAGCAGGCGGCCCGGGAGGGACAGAGCCGAGGCCCCAAGAAGCGAGGGAAGCUGCUGGCCAGGGGGAAAACGAUUUUCAGGCGGCCCGGGAACGCCAAGAAGGGGAAGCGCUCGGGACGCCUCCCGUCCCCAGGAGCCCCUCAGCGAGCCUCCAACCGCCGCACCGAGGCAGCGGCCCGAAAACCCCCCCCGGGAAUGGCCAACGCCACCUCGGGCAGCCCCUGCGCCAACUUCAGCCGCUCGCAGGAGGUGCUGUGGCCGGUGCUGGCGGCUCAAUUCCCUCCGGCGCUGCUGGGCAACGCCUUCGCCGUCUUCCGCCUGGCCCGCCGGCGCUCGUGGCCGGCGCCCGCGGUUUAUUCCUUCCACCUGGCCGUCAGCGGCGCGCUCUACUCCCUCUCGCUGCCCGCCCUGGCGGCGUAUUACCGCCCGCCCAAGCGCUGGAGCUACGGCGCGGCCCUCUGCAAGCUCGAGCGCUUCCUCUUCAACUGCAACCUCUACGGCAGCAUCUUCUUCGUCGCCUGCAUCGGCCUCAACCGCUACCUGGGCAUCGUCCACCCGCUGCGGCUCCGCGGGCGGCUGCGCUCCCGGCACGCCCAGGCGCUGAGCGCGGCCGUCUGGGGGCUGGCGGCGGGGCUGGCGGCCCCCACGUUGGUUUUUGCGGAGGUGCGGGAGGAGGGGGGCACGGUGGAGUGCUUGGGGAGCGCGGCGCGGGAGCGCCUGCCGCGUUUCAUCCCCUACAGCCUGCUGCUGGCGGCGCUGGGCUGCGCCCUGCCCUUCCUGCUCACCGCCUUCUGCUACGGAGCCGUGGCCCGGGUGGUUUUUCGCAACCCCGGCCUGAGCCCGCUGGAAAAACGCAAAAUCGGGGCGCUGGCGGGGGCCAGCGUGGCCCUCUACGCCUUCUCCUACCUCCCCUACCACGUCUUCCGCAACCUCAACCUGUGGCGGCGCCGCCUGCGGCCUCCCCUGGAGGAUUGCGGCGUCUCGCGCGCCCUCCACGCCGCCGCCCAGCUGGGCAAAGUCCUCGUCAACUUCAACAUCUGCCUGCACCCCCUGCUCUACGCCGCGCUGCGCCGCCACCGCCGCCGCCACGAGGAGCGGGGCCAGCGCCUCGAGAUGCAGCCCGGCACCGCGGGGGGACCCCGAAACGGCGGCGCCGCGAGACCCCCGGGGGAACGUUCCCCCGGCAGCGCGGGGGGACCCCAAAACAGCGGCGCCGUGGGACCCCCAGGGGAACGUUCCCUGCCCGGAGAGGGCGGCGAUGCCGGGGAUUAA
Messenger RNA from Oxyura jamaicensis (ruddy duck), 2373 nucleotides. RefSeq lists its product as uncharacterized. Gene Ontology annotation, cellular component: membrane; preribosome, large subunit precursor. Gene Ontology annotation, biological process: rRNA processing; G protein-coupled receptor signaling pathway; ribosomal large subunit assembly. The record is from RefSeq and is a predicted model, not a curated record. Gene Ontology annotation, molecular function: rRNA binding; G protein-coupled receptor activity. The annotation marks the transcript as partial. The transcript has 11 exons. NCBI's taxonomy places the organism in Eukaryota, Metazoa, Chordata, Aves, Anseriformes, Anatidae.